AGCCAUGACCAGCCUUUCAAAGCUCGUCAUGGCUAUAAAUAGUGUAGUAGUAGGCUACUGUAAUAGUAGUACAAAUAAUAAUAGUACUGUAGUAUUAGUAGAAGUAACCUAGUAGUAGUUUAAUCCCUGGUUAGUCUACACUGUCAUGUACAAUCACUGAAAAAUCCCUGGAUUAAGCACACUGCCGCUUUAAGAGUGCUCGUCCCCCUGUGGCAUUUAAACGCUUUCAGAAUCGUCGUUGCAGAUGUGUCACACUUCAUGCCUGGCUCGCGCUUCAAUUUAGUUUACAUUCACCGCACACGCACCGAUACACACACGUUAUUAGGGCAUUGUAUUAGGAGCAGGGCAAUGGCUUCAGUGAGUGUGGUAGGACCAAGACAGCAUCGUCCUAGCCCAGACCAGGAGUUUUUCUUUAAGGAAAUAACGGCCACCGGGAAGAAGAAAAUAACGUUACCGAGGAAAUACUCCCUGGAGAAUAUGGUGACCAGGAAGAUAUCGGUGAAGCGGGAGUGCGGUUCGGUGUCGGUCUUAUCAGCAGUCACAGCAACCCCGCUAAACCCGUCUCUGACCCCGGCACACCAGAGAGCAGCAGCCGAGGUAGGAGGGGGGAAUCCCGGGGUGAGAAGUGGGGCUCAGCCGGAGCUGGUGCCACGUAGCUUCGACAGAGAACGCGACAGCAGCAGGCCUGAUUGUGGGCACACGGAGAGAGACACGACGGCGGCGAGGGAGGACACUGGUCAAUGCGGACGGAAGGCAAGCGGCAAUGACUAUGCCGAUGACGGAGGGAGUUUACUGAAGACCGUCACAAAUGUUCGGUCAAGCACAUCCGCCAACGAACAGAUAGCAGAUGCCAAGUGUGACAGAUCAAGCGCGCCCACAAACGGACACACUGGCGCACACUCACAUCGGGACCGGCCAGUCAGGAUGCGCGCAUCCUACAGCCUCCCUGGUGAGAUCACCGGGCCGGGUACCAAAGGGGACACCGGGGGGCCACCGAUGGAGCGGUUGACACAGGGAAGGACAGGGGUCGUUAAACUCGUGCGCACAGAACCACACCGGAAGGAGGCCUGGUCAAUAUUUGCCUCCCAGGAGCAGGAGGACCCGCGCGUCCGUGCGGAGACAGGGGAGGGCCACCUGUUCUGGACCAGAACAGUUACUCAGGACUGGUGCGACGUUUGUAACCAGCCAAUCAACGCCCAGCAGGCGCUCAAGUGUAAAAACUGCAGCUACACCUGUCACCUGGAGUGUGAGGGGCGGGUCCAGCUGGACUGCAACCAGAGAGACAGCAACCCACAGGAAACUCCAUCUCCCAGAAGACACUGCUCCACGCCUCCUCAGUACAAGCAGAAUGAGGUCAAAGAGGAACAGGAGGGAGGACCCAAGGCUCUGUCAGAAAAAGAGGUGCGUGCCAGGAUAGAGGACUACAACUCUAACGUCUCAGAGAAUGGCAUGAAACUGGCUGCUGAUGGCUUGUACACUGGCUUCAUUAAGGUCCACCUCAGGCUGAGUCGGCCAGUCACGGUGCUUGCUGUGGACGGUGCGGGAUUAGAGGAACUGUCAGGCAAGCCAGACAGACGCGGUCGACCAAUGACGGUGUCAGAGGGCCAGGAGGGAGCGGGGUUGAGUGACAAGCGGACGUCGUUCUACCUUCCCAGUGACUGUGUGAAGCAACUCCACAUCAGUAGUACUACCACAGUCAGGGAGGUCAUACAGGGCCUGCUGAAGAAGUUUAUGGUGCUGGAUAACCCACGCAAGUUUGCCCUGUACAGACAGACACACCGCGAUGGACAGGAUCUGUUUCAGAAACUUCCUCUGGUGGAGUGUCCUCUCUGUCUGAGACUGGUGGCAGGGCCAGACCCUGAGCUGCUCAGCUUUGUCCUCAAGGAGAAUGAGACCGGAGAGGUGGAGUGGCAUGCGUUUUCAGUUCCUGAGCUGCAGAACUUCCUGGUGAUUCUGGAGAAGGAGGAGACUGAGCGUGUGCGAUUGGUGGAGCAGAGAUUCACAGCUUACCGACAGAGAUUGCAGAAGGCACUAUGCGAGCAUCAACCCUGAUCCCUCACCCUUGAUCCCUCAUCCCUAAUCUCUCACCCUGACCCUUCAACCCUCACCCUUCUGUUGACCCAGGGAGAGACAGGAGACCACUGAAGCUCACAGACUACUAUUCUCCCCUCAUUACACGGUCAGCCCCCCUCCACUCCUCCUCCUCACCCCCCUUGAGAAGAGAGGAGGGCUUGAGAAAGCAUGGAAAGGGAAAAGGGGACUGAUUAAAGGGUGAGUGGGCAGGAUUCUGGAACAUAAUCAGUGUUUCCCUGGGAGGUGAAAGACACGAUGAACUGACGGACCCUCUGGGCUCAGAUAUCUCAUUUUGGUCUGACAAUGUGACCUGAUGGGUCUCCUAAUGUUACAUUGAAUCUCAGUUUGGUCUGAUUAUGUUUUUAAGAUUAUACUGCUGCUAUUGCAAGUGUUACUUAUUUACUUCCUGAUGUAUUUACUAAGGCAUGAGUCUCACCCUGCUCUAUCUGCCCCAGCGCCCCUGCAUAAAGAUUCAGAUGGACUACAACAGACAUUACCAUUCAAAACAACGCUCCAUGGUGGAUGGAUCAUUUGGAAUGUUCCAUUACUUGAUGUUUACGAUAUCAACUCUCAGGUUGUCCCUGCAUGCCUUCUGUCCAGGGUCGAGGGUAGGUUAGAAGGGUAGGAGACGGGUGGGUAUGCUUGGGUUGAGAUGCUGGGGUAAAGCUAUGUUCGUCUUCAUCUUCAGACUCCUCUCAUAUCAGUCCCAGGGAUGUACACCAGUGUUUCUCAUAGAACUGCUCUGCUGAGCUAAGGAGGCAACAGAAGAAGACCUGAGCUCUCUAUCCUAAUUUAUUUAUCCGAAAUAAUUUAUCUGAAAUAACCCCUCUAUCUCAGGCGGCUAACUUUCACUUAAUCCUGCAUCUCCAUCUACCUGGGUAACCAUGCUAGUGUGGGUGGUGUUGUGCAGAUAGACGUAUAUACAAUAGAUAAUCUCCAUCUACCUGGGUAACCAUGCUAGUGUGGGAGGUGUUGUGCAGAUAGAUGUGUAUAUCAUAAAUAGAUGCUAUUCCCAUAGACACUAGUCUCUUCAGAUAGCCAUUGAGUACCCUGACUACAUUCACAUAAACAGAGACAUAUAUCUUCUGUACCCGUUAUUCAUUCACCCAUCCUACAGAAGCUAUGUCUUCCGUACCUGUUAUUCAUUCACCCAUCCUACAGAAACAAUCAGUAGAUUCCUUCAUUGCAUGAAUCGUCUGCUGGAGUUUAAAGCAUUUACAGUUGAUGUUUUGACUCUUCAUAUACUCUUCACCCUUCCCUCAUCAAUAACCUCUGACCUUUAUCUCCUGAACCCUAACCUGGAAAUGUACAUUUCUCCUGAUGGGAGACUGCUUUGCUGCUGUUCCCAGUGUCUGUGGAGAAGGUAUGCAGCUGUAGCUACUGUUGUUAGAGGCCUGUUAGAGCCAGCCACUCUGUGCUGCUGUGACGGGCCCCUGAAGCCCUGCUACUGAGCCGACUGUUACAGGACCGAGUGAAUGAGGAACUGAUGCUCAAACACUGAUUGAGGGUCAAAAUGUCAUCUGCCAGUAGUUGUUCCUGGUCAGUUCAUGUAGUUAGGAAAAACUCCUGUUCCUAUAGUUCAUUGAGCUGAGAAACCCCAUUCUGGUGAUCACAUCAAAGUUAAGAGGGACAGGGGCCGUGGGAUAUGCCUGACUGAAAAGAUGACGUAUUGUAGGAAAAUACUUUUUUGCACACUAAUUCUGGCCACAGAUUGCAUGACAUUUGUGAUUUUUUCAUUCAUUUUUUAAGGGAAAUUGAUCAUACAAUUAAUGUUUAUCUGAGUGUGAUGCAUAUGUAUAUAUGUAAACAUUGGAGGACAAAUUAUUAUUAUUGAUUAUAACUAUUGUUAGUUGAAUUGGUGUGUGCGUCUGGGUUGAAGAUAAAGGUAUAAAUGUUAUAUGAUAGUUCAUAUCUAUGUAUUCCAGUCAGUCUCUCUCCUCGUCCAAAAGCACAUGCCUUCCUGAUGCUGAGCCCCUUCAUCAAGCCUGUUUUAUUCCUGCCCUCACAGGGCUUAUAGAAGCCACACAAACAGAUCUGAGACCAGACUACAUGUCAACGAUGGAAACCAUAAGAUUGUGUGUGUGUGUGUGUCUUUGUGUGCUUACAUCUGCGUGUGUGUUAUUUAUUUUAUGGUUCACCCGCUUCGGCUUGGUGUUAAGUGUCAGAGGAUGUGGGCAAUCAAUGCUUUCCAAUAAUCUCUUAGUUUGGUUUAUCUGAAUAAUCAGAUGUGUAUAUAGAUAUCUGUAAAGAAAAUGAAGAAUUAAAUAAAUGUCAUCCUUUAA
This is a messenger RNA of Oncorhynchus tshawytscha (Chinook salmon), 4355 nucleotides long. Its product is annotated as ras association domain-containing protein 5. Gene Ontology annotation, biological process: signal transduction. NCBI's taxonomy places the organism in Eukaryota, Metazoa, Chordata, Actinopteri, Salmoniformes, Salmonidae. The record is from RefSeq and is a predicted model, not a curated record. The transcript is spliced from 6 exons. Bases 259 to 2052 code for a protein of 597 amino acids. Gene Ontology annotation, cellular component: nucleus.